AGUCGCCCGGCGGCGGCGGCAGCAGCAGAAGUUGUGUCAGGAAGCCUGCGCGCUGGGGGUCGCUCUUCUCCUCAGGCGCCGCCCGCAGCCCGUCUCGUGGCGGUUCCCUCGCUGCCUAUUUUAGUCAAAGCCUCGGCUUGCCUCUCUCAGCGGCGGCGGCAGCGCUGGGGCUGAGGAAGGGACGGGGGCGCGUCGCCGGCGUUGGAGGGCAAACUUGGUGUCAAGAUCAGUAACACCAUGAACCAAGCACACGUGGAAGUCUCAGGACACAACUUGGAACAGUAUGGAUGUCUAAGAAGACUGUUUCCCUAGUUGAGUAACUUUGCAUCUCUUUAAGCUAUAAAAUGGAUGGACAUUAUGGUGACCAGCUAACGAAGGCACAGUUGGAGAAAUGAUGGGCUGUUAUUCUGUCAGAACCUUAUUUUUUUAACAGAGUUUUUGAAAUAGCAGAGACAGACGAUGACAAUCAAUACCGGCCAAUUGCAUGUUCCAGCCAUGGAAGACAACUCAAGUUUUUGGGACAGUUUGAUAUAUGCACACCCAAUCUGUGUCAACUGGAAGUCGGAAGCAGAAGGCUCAAUCUAUCAUUUGGCAAGCAUCUUGUUCGUUGUUGGCUACAUGGGUGGAAGUGGCAUUUUCGGCCUGCUCUACGUCUUCUUUUUGCUUGGACUAGGUUUCCUCUGCUCGUCUGUCUGGUCAUGGCUGGAUGUCUGUGCAGCUGACAUUUUCUCUUGGAAUUUUAUACUGUUUGUGAUAUGCUUUGUACAGUUCAUUUAUGUGGCCUACCAAGUCCGGAGUGUUGCCUUUGACAAAGAAUUCCAGGAGCUUUACCUUGCUAUGUUCCGGCCCCUGGGGAUUUCAAUGACAAUUUUUAGAAAGAUCAUCCUGUGCUGUGAUGAAGAAGUAGUUACACUGGAGAAGGAGCACUGUUAUGCCGUGCAAGGCAAAACACCAAUUGAUAAGCUCUCCUUGCUUCUAUCAGGAAGGAUCAGAGUGACAGUGGAUGGGGAAUUUCUGCAUUAUAUUUUCCCCCUCCAGUUUCUGGAUUCGCCUGAAUGGGAUUCACUAAGACCCACAGAAGAAGGCAUUUUUCAGGUAACCCUCACAGCAGAAACAGACUGUCGAUAUGUGGCCUGGAGGAGAAAAAAAUUGUAUUUACUCUUUGCUAAACACAGAUUCAUCUCACGGAUAUUUUCGAUUGUAAUUGGGAACGACAUUGCCGAUAAGCUCUAUGCUCUGAAUGACAGAGUGAACCUGGGGAAAGGAUUCCGAUGUGACAUCCGCUUACCGAACUUCUAUCAUGUGUCCGUUCCAGAGGCACCCAAAAUGCAACCUGUAAACCAGAUUCAGCACAGUUCAAGACAACAUUAAUAUUGUAAAAUGUGACUGUGUUUCAAAAUGAUGCAUUUUGCGUUCAUUGCACCUGGAAUGAACUGUAGCAGUUUCAUUUAAAAAAUG
Messenger RNA from Lacerta agilis (Sand lizard), 1458 nucleotides. RefSeq names its product popeye domain containing 3 (gene POPDC3). The record is from RefSeq and is a predicted model, not a curated record. Lineage: Eukaryota; Metazoa; Chordata; Lepidosauria; Squamata; Lacertidae. Gene Ontology annotation, molecular function: cAMP binding. Gene Ontology annotation, cellular component: sarcolemma. The coding region runs from base 460 to 1371 and encodes 303 amino acids. The transcript has 4 exons.